AUGGUGAAUACGAGUAGCAAGAUCGAAACAGGCUGUCAUGUUGUCGCCAAGGACAUGCUAUUAUGCGGGUAUUAUAUCAAGUACGUGUUGCUCGAUAAACUAAAGAACCGAAUUCACGUGAGGCAAGCCUUCUACAAUAAUAUGGGUGUGGCGAUUCUCAGAAGUAAAGCAAAUAAUCCUUUCAAUAUCAAACAACGAUCGUAUUCGACGAGUGAAGAGUCCAUCUCAUCCGCUUCCUCUGAUAAACGUUUGAACAAGAAACCAAUCAUUGAUGUUUGGUGGCUCAGCGACGACGGUGGACUAACCCUUCUUGUACCGUAUCUUCUCACUCAGCAAGGAAGCCGUCUGAAGGUGAUGUUCAACUAA
This is a messenger RNA of Cooperia oncophora, 366 nucleotides long. Lineage: Eukaryota; Metazoa; Nematoda; Chromadorea; Rhabditida; Trichostrongylidae. The record is from the annotation of a GenBank genome assembly.